Molecule: messenger RNA, 1764 nt
Organism: Kickxella alabastrina
Lineage: Eukaryota; Fungi; Kickxellomycota; Kickxellomycetes; Kickxellales; Kickxellaceae
Product: Cupredoxin
Exons: 2
Coding region: 1-1764 (587 amino acids)
Biological process (GO): cellular response to iron ion starvation; reductive iron assimilation
Cellular component (GO): high-affinity iron permease complex
Molecular function (GO): copper ion binding; ferroxidase activity
Source: RefSeq, a predicted model, not a curated record
AUGCUCUUCAAGUCGCUAGCGGGCCUUGUGCUGGCCGCUGCGGCGGUCGCCAAGGACGUCACAUACUACUGGGACAUCGGCUAUGUCACAGCUAACCCAGACGGUAAGCUGGAGCGUCAAGUCAUUGGCGUCAACGGUGUAUGGCCGCCGCCACCCCUGCACGUGUCGCUGAACGACACACUGGUUAUUGAGACACGCAACUCGCUGGACACGCCGACCACGCUGCACGCUCACGGCAUGUAUCAGAACGGCACCAACUACAUGGACGGACCGUACAUGGUCACGCAGUGCGGUAUCCCCCCUGGCGGCAACAUGACCUACCGUAUUCCGAUUAUCCAGACCGGUACGUACUGGAUUCACGCGCAUUUCAGCGCGCAGUACGUCGAUGGUAUCCGCGCACCGCUGAUUCUGCACAACCCCGAGGAGCCGCAUAAGUACGACGAGGACGUGGUUCUGACGCUCGAAGACUGGUACCAUGACGGUGCUGCGGGCCUGCUGAAGGACUUUUUGAGCUGGAAGAACCCCGGUGGCGCUGAGCCCGUUCCCAACGGCGCGCUGAUCGGCAGAGUCGGCGGCGAUGAGCUGUAUAAGCUCAAAUUUACGCCUGGCAAGACGUACCGUAUCCGCCUGAUCAACAUGUCUGCGCUGUCCAUGUUCCAUUUCUCGAUCGAGGGCCACAAAAUGCGUGUCAUCGAGGUUGACGGUGUUGACACCGAAGAGCACGAGGUCGGCAACGUCAUUCUGUCUGUCGCCCAGCGCACAUCGAUUUUGGUGACUGCCCUGGAGACGGCGGAUAACAACUUUAUCUUCCACGCCGACAUGGACACUGACAUGUUUGAUUCCCUCCCCGAUGACCUCAACUACAACUCGACCGGUAUCAUUGAGUACGCUGCUGAUGCGCCCAUCAAGCGCGACGACGAGAUCGACUGGUCGCCGUUCAGAGACAUUGAUCUGGUGCCGUACAAGAAGGAGGCUGCUCUGGGCUUUGAUGUCACCUACAACCUGGACGUGUACUUCAACCAGUACACUGACGCGCUGAACCAUGGUACGUUCAACAACAUCACCUACGUCAUGCCCAAGGUGCCCUCGAUGUUCACGGCGCUGACUGCCGACGAGGACAUCUUCAACCCCGCCAUUUACGGCCCGCAGACAAAUGCGCAUGUCGUCAAGCACAUGCAGGAAGUUCAGCUUAUUGUCAACAACUUUGAUGCCGGUAAUCACCCCUUCCACCUGCACGGUCACCACUUCCAGCUGAUCGAGCGCGGCCCGGCGCCCUAUGACUCGACGUACAACCCACGUCCCAAGACCGCUCCCAGCCGUCGCGACACUGUCACCAUUCCGAGCAUGGAGUAUGUUGUGUUGCGCUUCCGUGCCGACAACCCGGGAGCAUGGCUGUUCCAUUGCCAUAUUGAGUGGCAUAUUGAGGGCGGCCUCAAUAUGGUCAUCAUUGAGGCCCCCGAUCUCAUGCAGGAGCGCAUCAAGGUGCCGCAGCAGAUCAUUGACCAGUGCGCUUUGGCUGGUAUCCCGACCUCGGGAAAUGCCGCCGGUCGCAGCGGACUCGAUCUGGAGGGCGCGCCCGAUGGUCCCUACCUGUACCCUCUAGGCUGGACGAGCAAGGCGAAGGGUGCCCUGGCGGGCUGCAUUUUGUCUGCCAUCGUGGGCUUUGUAACCAUCGUCUGCUCGCAGCGUACAUACAAAUCGGUGCCCACCUCUGAGCAGGAUGUGCACCAGCCUUCGGGUGAACUCAAUUACAGCCGCGAUUAG